Molecule: messenger RNA, 586 nt
Organism: Gamsiella multidivaricata
Lineage: Eukaryota; Fungi; Mortierellomycota; Mortierellomycetes; Mortierellales; Mortierellaceae
Exons: 1
Coding region: 173-418 (81 amino acids)
Source: RefSeq, a predicted model, not a curated record
CACAAAAACGAUUAGCAUUUAUUUGCGCUCUUGCAAACCGCGAUAAAGCUGUGCUAACUGUGCUCCAAGUCUUUGCGCCUGCACCUGAUUUCAUUCCUUGCUGCUUACAAGAAGUUGUUCUUAAACAAAGUUAAUAGAUCGGCUUUUGCAGCUGGUUGUCAAGGUAUCCAAAAUGGUCUCGAUUGGUUGCUUUUCCUUUUCGGCCCUCGCCAUAAUCAACUUGACAAGUUGGCUCCUGCGAUGGUACGCCCUGUUACGCGCUUUGGUAAACGGCCAGGCCGAGUCUUGCCUUUUUGCUUCCGCCACUGGACCACGGUAUUCAUCCCAGGUUUGCCGAACAGACAGAUGUCCACGCCCAUUAUCGCUCUGUAUCAAGUAUCCUUUGUUACUGUCAUCAGUCUUUGAGGAUGUCCGAUGAGGAAUGUACUGAUGCUGUAGCUGAAGUUCAUGAUGGUGUUGCGGCUGUUGUAGCGAGUACAGCGGGUGCUGCGGGUACAGUGGGUACUGCUGUCGCUGCUGCUGUUGCUGCUGCUGUUGCUGCAACUGGGCAGAAGUGCCGUUGCCCACAGGAAUGAAUGUUAAGGGG